AUGUUAGUUUUUUGUCAUGUUGACGACCCAUCGAAAUUAUGGGAGAAAUAUCGAGAUUAUUUUUCAGAAGAUAUUAAGAGAGAGGUAGAACGAGACGGUGGAAAUGUUGAGCUGUUACUUGACGUUAUUUACAACAAAUGUCUCAUACUACUUGAAGAUAUUGUUAUAUCAAUGUCUGGAAAAACACUUCUUCAGUUCGGCCUCCACUUUCCAACCCGAGAUGAAAGGUUUAUUGUCACUAAUCGUCAAUAUUUGCGUGAAUUGGCUUACGACACCGUCUAUUUAACUAAAGUUGUAGCUGAAAAUGUUCCUAAAUUAAAUCUAGAACAGAGAAAAGUUUACAAUGAAAUUUUAAAUUCGAUUAUAUCUGAUUCUGGGCAGUUGUAUUUUCUUGAUGCUCCAGGUGGUACUGGAAAAACGUUUUUAAUCAAUUUACUGCUUGCGAAAAUCAGGAGUGAAAAAAACAUCGCUAUAGCCGUUGCUUCUUCAGGAAUUGCUGCGACUUUGAUAGACGGAGGUAAAACAGCUCACUCUGCCUUUAAAUUACCUCUCAAUUUAGGUUAUUCUGAGUCUUCACUUUGUAACAUCUCUUUGCCUGUUGUGCCACGAGGAACACGUGCAGAUGAAGUUAAAGCCUCUAUUAAGUCAUCAAUUUUAUGGCCUUCGGUCAAAGUUUUAUCUUUGACUAUCAAUAUGCGUGUUCAUCUUCAGCCAAAUUCGAAAGCAGAAGAGUUUUCAAAAAUACUGAUUGAUAUAGGUGAUGGCCAAAUUCCGGAAGAAGACGGAAGAAUAAACGUGUCCUAUAUUAAUUGUGAAACUGUCCCAGAUUUAAUCACCUUGACUGACAAAAUAUACCCGAAUAUUGACAAAGCUGGCGAUAAUUGUAGUUCAUGGUUAAAGGAGAGAGCCAUUCUCACACCAACCAAUGAACAAGUCAAUUGUAUUAACAACUUUUUGCUGGAGAAACUGCCAACUGAGCAAGUAAGAUAUGAAUCGGUGGACAAAGUACUGGAGGAUGAAGAAGCUGUCCACUAUCCUGUUGAAUUCUUACACACACUCAAUCCACCAGGGAUACCACCUCAUGUUCUUCAACUCAAGAUUGGCACUCCAAUAAUGUUGCUCCGCAAUUUAAAUCCGCCAAAAUUAUGUAAUGGUACCAGGCUUUAA
Messenger RNA from Cotesia glomerata, 1167 nucleotides. RefSeq lists its product as uncharacterized. Gene Ontology annotation, molecular function: DNA helicase activity. Gene Ontology annotation, biological process: telomere maintenance; DNA repair. The transcript has a single exon. The record is from RefSeq and is a predicted model, not a curated record. Bases 1 to 1167 code for a protein of 388 amino acids. NCBI's taxonomy places the organism in Eukaryota, Metazoa, Arthropoda, Insecta, Hymenoptera, Braconidae.